Penicillium angulare is the source of this 1953-nucleotide messenger RNA. RefSeq names its product signal recognition particle receptor subunit alpha. Gene Ontology annotation, biological process: SRP-dependent cotranslational protein targeting to membrane. NCBI's taxonomy places the organism in Eukaryota, Fungi, Ascomycota, Eurotiomycetes, Eurotiales, Aspergillaceae. Bases 1 to 1953 code for a protein of 650 amino acids. Gene Ontology annotation, cellular component: endoplasmic reticulum membrane; signal recognition particle receptor complex. Gene Ontology annotation, molecular function: GTPase activity; signal recognition particle binding; ATP hydrolysis activity. The transcript has 3 exons. The record is from RefSeq and is a predicted model, not a curated record.
AUGCUUGAAGCUUUUGAGGUUGUUACCACCUCAGGUGUGGUGUUAUGGUCCAAGUCCUACGCUCCUGUGGGGUCGCAUGUCAUUAACAGCCUGAUCAACGACGUUUUUAUCGAGGAGAAGGUCGUUCCUCAAGGCAACGCUGCGACAGGAGCUUCGCCUAUAUUCAAGAAAGAGAAAUAUACCCUCAAAUGGAAGCAGGUGAAAGAAUUUAACCUGAUCUUCGUGGCUGUCUACCAAUCACUACUUCACCUCGGCUGGAUUGACAAGCUCCUCGAAAACAUCUCUACGAUUUUCCUCGACCUAUACAAGGACCAGCUCAAGGGCAAUCGCACCAGAAUCACUACCUACCGAUUCGAGCCGUACUUCGAACAGCAAGUGCGGGAGCUCGAGGAUAACACCGGUAGUGUCGCUGAGACACACAUCACUGAGACGGGAGAGAAGAAGGAUCCUCUUGUUUCAUCGGACAAUGGAGGUCCCCCACCACCACCGGUCCCCGGCCUCAUCAAAGCGCAGCACCAAGCUGCGCUAGCCGGGGCAACCUCUGACGAGGGCACGCCACCGGCAACUCCUGAUGCUUCUAGAUCUGGUACCCCAGUCGCCGGCCACAUCCUCACCGGAAAGGCUGGUCCUGGCGGCCGAGUUUCUCGCCGUGCACGCAAGGCUGCAAAUGUGAACCCCAACGCCUCGUCUGGUGACGAGGUUUCUCGCAAGGCCAAACCCACCAAGGGCUCUGCCAAGAAGAUGCGUAAGUGGGAUGACAACGGAUAUGCAGACGAAGACGAUGGUGAGAAUCUGGAUUACUCUGCUCCAGCAGGUGAUGAGAUCGCAUCGACUCCCGCUGUGGAGUCUGUUGCCGCCGAAGACUGGGGUCACAAGACUGGCAAGGGUCAAUUCGUGCUGAAGGACUUGGGUGACGAAGUCCACAAUAUCUUGGACAAUGCCGAUGCCCAGAAGGGCAAGGGUUCCUCCGCGACUUCUGGUUUCAUCGGCUCUGGCUUCAAUGCAGUCGGUGGCCUCUUCCGCAACAUUGUUGGUGGCAAGGUUCUCACAGAAUCCGAUCUCAAGAACCCACUCAAAGUUAUGGAGGACCAUCUACUGAAGAAGAACGUUGCUCGUGAAGCAGCCGUGCGUCUAUGUGAAGGUGUGGAGCGCGAGUUGGUGGGCAAGAAAACUGCAAACUUCCAAAGUGUCGAUGCCGCGUUACGCAUUGCCAUGGAGGCUUCUCUGCGGAAGAUCCUAACACCAACAUCUUCCCUCGACCUGCUUCGUGAGAUCAAUGCUAUCACAGCCCCAACCACUAAGGCACAAGCUCCUCGGCCAUACGUUAUGUCCAUUGUUGGUGUCAACGGUGUUGGCAAAUCUACCAAUCUUAGCAAGAUCUGUUUCUUCCUCCUGCAGAACAACUACCGAGUUCUCAUUGCUGCCUGUGACACGUUCCGUUCCGGUGCAGUUGAGCAGCUGCGCGUCCACGCCCGUAACCUGAACGAGCUCAGUUCCCGUGAGAGCGUGGGCGAAAUCGAGCUCUAUGAAAAGGGAUACGGCAAAGAUGCUGCGAACGUCGCCAAGGAUGCCGUCGACUACGCAGCCGCUCACAAGUUUGACGUCGUCUUGAUUGACACCGCUGGUCGCCGUCACAAUGACCAGCGACUUAUGUCUUCUCUGGAGAAAUUUGCCAAGUUCGCUAACCCUGACAAGAUUUUCAUGGUUGGUGAGGCUUUGGUCGGCACCGACAGUGUUAUGCAGGCACGUAACUUCAAUGCGGCCUUUGGAACUGGUCGGAAUUUGGACGGAUUCAUCAUCAGCAAGUGCGAUACUGUGGGUGAUAUGGUUGGUACGCUCGUUAGUAUGGUCCAUGCUACUGGCAUUCCCAUUGUUUUCUUGGGUGUGGGACAGCAUUACGGCGAUCUGCGUGGACUGAGUGUCCCUUGGGCUGUUGAUCUGUUGAUGAAAUAA